AUGUCGGAACAUGUUAUUGUAAUCCUCGAUGACUUGGCACCGAUACCCUCACAGCAACCGCCGCAGUUAAGGACAGAACCUCCAAUCAGCAACCUCGACAAACUCACCAGCAGCAGCAACAACAACGGAGCUCGAACGAGAUGGUACUUCAGACGGGGUGGACGCAUUGCUGACGACCAGGAGGAAGAGGAGGUGCUGGAGGAGGAGGGCCACGUCGAUCGUAGAGAGCUCGUUCUCGCCUUCACGAUACCGAAAAGCACAGCACGGGAGACACAUUACGACAUAGUUCUGGGCGUGUCGACUCGGGACCUGAACCUUAACACCGUCGAGGCUAUUAUCGUCACAUACAACCGAGUCACUGGCGCCAAGAAUGUACAAUCAGAGAACGCGGACCUUGCAGGGAAGGAGGAGCCGGAGGAGGGCAAUAGUGAAGUUUGGAAGUGGAGGUUGCAUAAGAAGGUGUUUCUGUCGGAAUCGGCAUUGGAGGUGGCCAUAGAGGUCAAGACCCGGGAUCUUGGUGCGAGUCAUUACGGCGAUGACCAUGACGAUGCCGAUGACGAAUGCGUUAGUGUCGGUGGUGCUUCGUCGUCAACAGAAUAUGGAUCGUUUGGGCUGCAUUUCGUGGAGAUCAUGACCGGCGCGCGAGACUAUUAUUCCAAGGAUCCGAGGUACAGGGAGCAUCAACCGUUCAUUCACUGUGUCGAUAUCAACAGGACAGGAUACAAGUUCCUGGACUCGACCACGGCGGAGUACCCGCAAAUCAUCAGCGACUACUGUGUGUCGAAGGAUGGCUCACAUGUCGUUGUCGCAACCACCGCUGGACGGAAAGAGGGCGAGACAACAUUUUCAUUGCAGCUCUGGAACUUCCGCGAUCUAACUGCAGUAUCACCAUCGACGCCGGAGAAAGCUGUAUCCUUGAAGGAGGAGAAAGAGGGGUCUGGGUCGCCGCUGGUGGCGUGGAUGCAGUUUCCUGCGACGAUGAAGACGUGGAACUUGGAGUUGGUACUGUCUUUGGAUGGAUCGCAGCUUGUGGUUCUGGACUUGGAGCCGUUGAGCCUCUCCCCAGAUGAAAGGAAGAACUACAGGACCACCAGUACUUUUUACAGGUGCGACAUUAAUCAGAUUGAGGCGGCAGAAGGAGCUGUUGCAGGAUCUGGGCUUGUGAGGCAUUAUCCUGAGAGGAUACGCGCCACCGCAGGACUCGAGGAUUUUCACGGGAGGGCUCAGUUUCACAUUAUUGCGGCCAUGGGUCAGGAUAUCAGAGAUGAGAUGUUUAUCACUUGCGACGGUGUCUCGGUCGAGAUCUACAGCGUUUAUGAACAGUGGACUCAUGUCCGAUCGAUCCUCAUGAAUCCCGCCCGGAACCGACCACAGUUCAUCCACAACGUCUACUCGGCCCUGUCCAAGCAGCUCCGUGGACGUUACUUCGUCGUCGAAGAGCCUGGUGCAGACCAAAUGGUCAGCACAUGGGAUGUCGAGCAAGGUGUCCGUGUCUCGUCUUUCACAGGUCUCACACCCGAACAAAAAUAUAACAUCAGCAGGAUUUCUGCCAUGUCUUCAAACGGGCAGCUGAUUGUGAUUCCUGGACGACAACACAUCGAUCUCUUCUGGACGGCGACUUGGACCUUGGCUGGCACACGCGCUUUUGACAGCAUGGAGCUCACGGAGGCCAUUGGUGAUGUUCAUUUUAUUCGAAACGAUACCCAGAUCGUCGUCGGUGUUGGCGUUGGCUCGGACUCGGAGGAGGUUCCAUUCUAUCGCAAGAACAAGGGUUACAUAAUCAACACUGAGACGAUGGCGGUGGUGGAGCGUUUCGUGUCACAAGGAUCGGAUGUAUUCUCGUUCAAGAUGGGUGGCAGUUGGACGAACCCACAGGUCUAUUGCAUCGGGAGCUCUCAAGUGUCCUUGUUUGACCUUCAGAACCGGAUCAUCCAAUCGCCAACCAAGUUGCGGGAUCUUUGCGACGCAUCCUGCACGUUAGUCUCGUCAUUCAAGAACUCUGCCGGGAGGAAGGAGGUGUUCUUGCCAGCAGCAGGAAUGACGUUCAGGGCCGAGGCGAUCAUGAAACCAAUCGUCAUCAACGGACGCCGCGAGACGCUGCCCUUUAUCGCCGUGGAAGCUCGUGACAGCAAUGGUCUUCUCAUUCAGAGGAUGUCGACACCUCUUCCGAGAGAAGCGGUCUUCCGCAGCGCGAGGUUUGUGGGCGGCAAGGAUGGAUGUUCGUAUCUAUUGAUUGUUCUGAACAAGUGGAUCAUGGUCUGGAGCACGCCGAAGUCUGCACGAGGAGGGUUUAUUCUACGGUGGGCUCAGCAUGGUGAGAGUGAUACCACGUGGAAAAUUUGUCCGCAUAGCCAGCUCUAUGGGUGGAAAGCCUCUGACGACAAAAACAACGGCAUCAGUAACAACGGCGGCGGCAAACAGGACAAGGACGACUGCUUGAUCUACGAUCGGUCCAUAUUCGACCCCAUUAAAGAAGGCAACCCUUGCAUUUUCCUGAGCGGUGUUAUUAACCUCGUCGAAAUCUUUGAACUCGCCACUAUUACCGCUGUCGACGACGACCACGACGCUCUACGACAGGAUAUUCUCCGCUACGUCGGGAAGUACAUCAAUUGCCAGCUCUCCGACUAUCACCUCGGUAGCAGCAUCGUUCCACACAUCUGCGAGAACUGGACUCCCACAAAACACUCGGCAAUAGUCUUGUUCCUACGUGCCUUGCUGCUCGAGAACACUCACCCUUCGGUCCGGUGGGUCCCGAGACCUCAUACCGUCGUCCAUGGCCAGGAAGAAGGUGAAGGGAAUCCAAUCCUGUGCAUGAUCAACAAGGCCAGAACGGAAUCCCAAGCAAUGGAAGUGGCGCAAGUUCUAGGCGAGUACUUGCUUCAAAGGGCUAGGAUCGAGAAGGACCAUUAUUUCUUGGUGCCGAUUCUCCGGAGUCUUCAAGAACUGAUGGUCGUGGACAAGGAGCAGCCUCUGGGCAUGGAGGAGUUCGUAGCGCAGUUGUACAGAGGAUUCGCGUACCUCCCAGUACGCCCAGUGCGGUUACCUAUCGGCCCUUCAGAUCAGGAGCAGGAGCUGCAAUGGGCCGGGACGCGGGCAGGAUUAGGUCUCAGGAAAGAUAAAUUCUCGAAGGACCUAUACUAUGCGUCGAGUGAUAUGCUCUGGUACAAGAUUGAUUCUGGAUCAGCGGUGACUGGUGGCGGUGGCGGUGGCGGUGGCGGGCAAGGCAGCAGCGGCAAUGGGAAGAUGAUCUUUUCGUGGUUGGGUGUGCUGUGGAGGAUGAUUGCGCACAACUUCAAGUUGUUGAGAAAGGACACUGUCCGGUGUUAUCCUUCUGCAUACCUGGAGUGUAGCAACCCCGCCCUUGUGGCUCUGGCCGAGUACAAAUGGGGUGUAGUAGGGUUCGCAUAUUGGAGAAGGCAGUUCAUGGCCCGAUGCUGCUACUACAUUCUUGUACUCUUAGCAGUGGCACUACAGAUCUAUGGCAAGAGCAAAGUCGGCGCCGAGGGCCUUGUAGUCUACAACUGGAUCGGGGUGUUCAUUGACAUCUCGAUCACCUCGUUCGCCGUCUUUCUGUGCGUUGAAGUCGUCCAGAUGUUCCGAGAGGGCUUGUUCUCCUACUUUCGAUCGGUGUUCAAUGUCGCAGACUUGUUGGUUCUGGUGUUGCCGUUUGCGGGAAGUCUUAACCAACUGUGCGCACUGAUGGGCGUCCUGACCCCUCCGGGACAGAACUCUGGGUUCUUAAGUUUUUCUGUCCUCAUUGUCCUCCUCCACUUUCUAUUCGAACUACGAGUUUUCAAACCCGUAGCCCGAGUGGUCUGGUCCACCACCCGCGGGAUCGAAUCCAUCGCUGCAUUCCUGUGCGUUUACAUCCUGGGCGUGUUGGGUUUCGUCAUGGCGUUUAUGCACAUGAUCCCCGCUUGUCCUGACUCUGCGUCUUGUCAGAAUCCCUCCUCCUUCAUGAGUUACACGCCAUCCGAUUUCUUUGCAGCCGUGUCUGGAACUCAACUGAGCGGACGGAGUGGAUGGGAUGGCGGUGGGUUGUUCUAUACCGACCAUUGGGCAAACUUUUUCCUGGCUUUAACGUUCUUCUUGUUCAAUGUCAUCAUGUUCAUCAACAUGGCUAUCGUUAUGAUUCAGGAUGCGUCAAAGAAAGGGGGUCAGGACGAGUGGAAGCAAGAGUGGUUCAGGCAUCGACUCCAGACUGUCGAAAGCGCCGAGAACAUGUCCUACAAGACUUCAGCGGAUGUGGUUUACUACUCAGCGACGGCGAAAGAGAUUAAAGAGUAUGAGAAGGAGCGAAGGAACAGCUAA
Molecule: messenger RNA, 4311 nt
Organism: Linnemannia hyalina
Lineage: Eukaryota; Fungi; Mortierellomycota; Mortierellomycetes; Mortierellales; Mortierellaceae
Source: the annotation of a GenBank genome assembly